AUGAAGCCCAAACGCUCCCGGAGACACAGUGGAUCAACUUUACAAGGUAAACUGCUGCUGCUGUUUUCUUCCACAUGAGUGACUGCUGCCAGAUUAUUGUUAUUAAUCAUGUUAAAUCAGUCUUAUCUAAACGAUUCAACUUUAAUUGAAGACAGCAGUCGUGAUCUCUUUGUUUUAAGCUUUAGUCAAAGUAACGUAGUCAUGUUUACUUGAAUACUGAGCUACUUCACAUCCGAUAAAUUUGCAGGCUGUACUUUAAACAUAUUUAUCUAGAUUAAUAUUGACACAAAGAGGAAAAACUGACUUCCAGAGAUGACUUAGAAGUCUUAUAACACGAGAGCAUAAUUUAGACAAAGCAGAGGAAAUAAUGUCGAUAAACAGGAUGAUAAAACAAAAACAAAAUGUUAUCAUAUGUCAGUGGUGUCACUCUGAUUGUGUGCUGGUUUUUCAAUAAGACUGGACUGUUAAUGAGCAACAUGAUUGGCUUUUCUCGAUUAGGAGUAUCUUGAUUUUCUGUUUGAGAAAAAAGAUAGUAACCCUUGCUCUGUUUGGAGGUCUGUGCAAACUUGCAAAAAUAUAAACAUUUAUGGUUGAUGAAUGACAAUGAAUUGAACACAGAUGUGCACAAAUUCACACAGAAUCAUAGAUUUUUUUACUCAUUUUCCAAACAAUGUGGUUACAAUGUUUUAUUACUAGUUAUUUUCAUGAUUAAGCAAUAAAUCAUUUAAGCAUUAAUUGUUAGAGAUGUGAAAAAAAUUGAUUUUUCACAAUUUUGAAAGUUGUUUUGUCAGAAAAUCCUCAGAAGUAAAUGUGUUUUUUAAUUGCGUAUUUUCCUGAAAACCAAAGACUUUUCAUCAACUCUUAUUAGAAACAAAGAAAAGACGCAAACUCUCAUAUCACAAAGGAGGGAACCAGCAAAUGUUUGGCUUUUAUGACUUUGGAACGAACAGAAAAAUGAAUCGAGGAAAACAGAUUUUAUUCUUCUUUGAUCUACGAUUAAUCUAGUAAAACAGUGCGGCUCAGAGGAACGAGACAGAUCUUUUCUCCAAAUAUUCCAAAGCAGUGUCUUUGUUUUAGCCUGAAGGCUGCCUCCUAGUCCUCCCCGUCUCUGCUGGAAAGUUUCACUCCGCUAUCACGUACCUCUACCUGUCUAUAUCCACUCGCUAAGCUGCACAUCGUCUUUCUCCUCCCUUUUCUUGUCCUCAACCAUUUUUGACAGGAUUUAGAAAUGACUUCAGACCGUUUCUUUUCCCUGUCACAUGUCUACUCCAUUGUCCUAUCAUCUGUAGCGUUGCCAGGUUUGAAGCGUUUCAGUAACACUACCAUAAUCCAGAUUCUCGAAAGUAUGGAAAUACCUUAGGUUACCUUUGUCAGGCAUCUUUAUUUAUACUGUGACAAUAUAAACAGAAUGGUUGCAUGUUCACAGAUUGAUGAGUUUAUGUUAUCAUCAGACACCUUUUCUGAUUGUCUUUCAGGAAAAAACCUUGGUGCUGGAGGGGAAAAGUCAAAGCUCAGCCAAGUGAAGCCUGCUAAUGUCGUACCUUUUGCUGGAAAAGUGUUUUACCUUGAUCUGCCAUCAAACAGAAUAGCAGAGAAACUCGAGCUGGACAUAAAGGAACUCGGAGGGGUGAUGAAAACAAAUUUAAGCCUUUUGUCGUUUUUCUUUUAUCAGUGUGACAUGUAUUAACAUGGUUCAGUGCUGUGGAAGAAACUAGAAUUUAAGAGCAAAGAGCAAGAGAAUCACUAUCCUGUUUUUCGUUUUGCUUUUCAAUCAGACGGUGGAGAAAUUCUUCAGUAAAGAAAUAAAGUAUUUGGUUUCAAACAAGCGGGAGGCCAGAUAUGUGCACCGCCUUAAACAGGACUCUCCGGUCCCCAGUCCAGACUCCGGACAGAGCUCACCUCACCCUCGCUCCAACCUGCACCGGCCUGGCAGUCAUGGGGACUCAAUAAAAAACAAGUCUCAGGGCCAAACUGAAACUGUAAGUCCACUCUAAAAAAAUAUAUUUUUGUGUCACUCUUCAUAUGUGCCGUGUCUUCUCUUGGUAUUUCUGUGCUGUUGGUUAAUUUCAUUCUUUUAUUUUCUCCCCAGCAGCUUUUCACAAGCCGGGGGAAGUCUUUGGUGGAGAAAGUGGUGAAAGAGCAGGUUUGUAAGGUCAACACUAAUGAGUUUAGACAGGGACUGCUGUUACCUCUUGUCUUGCCUCUGCUAAAACACACUUGUUUGUUUUUCAGGAGAGGGUUCAAAUGAAUAAGAUCCUGUCAAAUGCUCUUGAGUGGGGUGUGAAAAUUCUUUACCUAGAUGGUAUGUUGAAAAAGUGAAAUGUUUUUCUUACAUAACAACAACCAUUGGAUGCUUCUUAUAAUUUUGUAGGAUAUUGAUAUACCAAUGUAUUUUUUUUCUUAAAUUAUACUUACAGAUAUAUUGGCCUAUGUUCAAAAGAAAAAGAAGACCGUCUGCAACCAGCGUCCAGCUGCCCCUGCUGUUAAAACAACUGUAAGUUUCCAUGUUGUUUGGGCUUUUUUGUUUGGGCUGAAUUUUGCUUUUUAAAUUCUUUUUCUGUCAUUCUUUGUAGACUAAAACGGAGUCAGCAGUAAAGCACAGCUCACAGAGACUCAAAGGUAAUUGCUCAUGUAGUUCCAGAAAUAAGUUUCCUAAGCCGUUGGCAUUACAACAAAAAUAGACUAAUAUAAUAUAAUAAUAGACUUCUUAAAUUGCUACAGGAAUUUACACAUGUGCUUAAAUUGUCCUAAUGUUGUUCCAGGAGGGCAGAUCAAGAAACCUUUCAUCAAAGUUGAGGACUCCAGCAAGUAAGAAAAGCAGAUAAGAAAAUAAAAUGACAUCUUCUUGUUGUCUUUGUUGACUGCUUAUCUUUUCCUACUUUAUAGGCACUACCGUCCAAUCUACCUCACCAUGCCAAACAUCCCCGAGUUCAACCUGAGGACUCUUCCCCCCUGUAGUCCCUUCUGUGUGGAGGACAAGGAGCCACCUGUGAACAAACAGCAGGGACACAGGUAUAAUCAACACCGUGGAAAUGUUUUCCCUAACUUCUGACAAUGUUUAGAUAAUGUUUGUUGUAAAUUAUUAUUACAUAAGUAUACGUGUUUACCAAAAUAAACACAAAUCUGUAAUUCAGUUUGAAACUUCCUGAUCAAAAACAGAAUUUAUAGGGCUGUGUUUGUCUGCACAGUGUCCAGUUUGAUGUUGCCAGAGCUACUCGUCAAGACUGAAUGAUAAUGUCAUCAAAAUGCAGAAACCUACCGUUUCCAUUUUAGUUUGAUUUUUUUUCUGUGCAACCUCUGGGCCUCUGUAGGCACAGCGAAGAGAAAGCGCUUGGCUGGAAGAAAAACCGAGACAAGAAACGAGGCGGCUACUGCGAGUGUUGUUUAAUCAAAUAUGAGAACCUCACGAUGGUAAGAUAUCAUAUCGUAAAAACUCCAAACUUUUACUACGGUGUGACUGUAAGAAAAACAAACCUUGAGAAUGAUGACAUGAGCUUUGACACUCACCACUAUACAUAUCAUAUAAUACAAUAAUAUAUCAUUCAUGCACCUUUUCUGGUAUCUUUUACUCAUAAAGACAUAGAUGAGAUGUUAUUAAACUGUCCCCGUUUAUAUGAAAAACAUUUUGGCUUUAUUAAAAUUAGAUUAUUUUUUUAGAGCUUAAAAAGAGUUAAAGCUGAAGAUGUUCAUUUAAGUGCUGCUAGUGCUAAUUUUAGGUCAUUUUUGUAGGUUGUCUCGCCUUACUGGAGCAUGUAUUAAGUGAUAAGUGUAACACCAAAUUGGCAGCUGGUUCACUUUUAACACUGAGAUCCAAGCCUGUGAAUAAGUGGUUAUUGUCUACCUUGGCAUUAAACACCUGAGAUGGGGUAAAUUUUUGUAAAUUUAUUAAAUUCCAGAUGACAUGCAGUCCAAGGUAAUAAAAAUAACUCUUCUCAGCAAAGAUGAAUGCAAUACCAUCCAAAGUGUUGAUUUCUCAUUUUUAGUUCACAAAAAGCCAGAUGUUAGAAAUGAGAGGAAACUGCCUAAAGAUGGUCUCUGAUUAUUUAACUGGCUACUUGUUUUCUUGUUUUUCCACAAGCAUCUACAAAGUGAACGUCACAAGGCCUUUUCGAAGAGUGACGAGUAUUUAGUGGUGGACAGACUGGUUUCAACCCUUCCUUGCAACUUAAAGCACAUAAAAACUCAAGUCAAAAGGUAAUUUCUUUGAUUCUUUUAAAAUCUUUUACUCACUUUGCUCAAUCAUGAGUGUUUUAUCUGUUAUUCUCUUGUCCAAUCCUUUUUUUUCCCUUUUAGACCAAAGUGCAGUGUUUCCUCUGUUCUGGUUGUUCCUGGACCGUGCAAGAAAACUGAACUAAGCCACAAGGGAGGUCUGGAUACUGCAGAGAUUAUUGAGGAUGAACAGCUUCUGAACGUUGAUGAGGAAAAGGGAUGUCACUCAGGGCCAGCUUUAAAACUCAGACCUGCUUCUACUUCUGCUCCUCUGCUUUGUAGAGAGAGGGACAGGAGGAGUUAUUACACUCAUUCAAACAAAUCCAAGCCCAGAUCUCUUGAACGUAAAGGGCUGUGCAGACAGAAUCCACCUACCUCUGGUGCUUGUAAAGUGGGGCAGAGUCCAGGUUCUCCGCUCAAUAUGGAAACAGCUCCACCCAGAGGUGAAACUGUGGCAUCCACACCGUCUGAAUUUUCUCAGGCCGACCAAAGGGAUCAAAUUCAAGACAAAGGGAAAUUGUCUUCUGAGUUCAACUUUGUGCAUGAAGAGAACAAAGUUUCCUCAAAAAGCCUUGCUUUAAAAACAAGUCAACAAAAGGAGACUGAUGAAAAGCAGGACUCCUCUGCCUGCGAUAAUGACUCUGAAGAAGACGAAACAAACCCUUCUACACUAAACUCCUCUCCAGUUUGGAAAAUAAAAAGGAAGGUUAAAGUUUAUGAACGCAAAAGACGGAAAAUGGAGACCCGCGUUGAGCAUGUUAAACCAAGUGAAACUGCUGAAGACUCCAUGCUGAGACUCUGGGAGCUUUUUCAAUCCAGUGAUGACAUGGAGGUGGAAUUUCUGGGGUUUUAG
Messenger RNA from Xyrichtys novacula (pearly razorfish), 5062 nucleotides. NCBI's taxonomy places the organism in Eukaryota, Metazoa, Chordata, Actinopteri, Labriformes, Labridae. The record is from the annotation of a GenBank genome assembly.